GAGGGGGGAAGGAGGGGGAGAGCGAUAGCGAGAGAAAGAGAGAGACAGACAGACAGACAGACAGAGCGGGAGGGUGAGGGAGGUAGAGCGACCUAGAGCCAGAGCGGGGGAGAGAGAGAGAGAGAGAGAGCGCGGGGUGGAGGGCAGGCCUAUCUGCAUCAUGCCCAGAUGACGCUCCACAAAGAAGAAGAAGAAGAAAAGAACACUUGGCCUUUUCUGUGCGGACUGCUCGUCCACCCCAGCCCGUCCUCCUCCUCCUCCUCCUCCUCUUCCUCUUCCUCUCACGUAAGUCCGCUUUCUAAUCGCAUCUGGCCGAAGUUAGAGUCGCCCUUUGACUCGGAGCAGUUUGAUUUGUUCGUCGGGCCGAGGCGGAGGCGAACUUCGGAAAGUUCCUGUAAGACUCCGCCGACGAACUGGUUCCGCUCAGAAACCCCUGGACUGGUACUGGUACUGGUAGUGGUAGCGGUAGCGGUAGUGGUCGUGGUACUGGUUUGGACUGGUUCUGUGUGGGACACAGCUGGAUGAAGACAGACUAACGGAGGAAAACAGACGAGUUAAAGCCGCUACGUCUUCCUGUCGGAAGCGGGCCUGAGACGCUGAGUUCUCCAUGAAGAGGAGGGUGAGAGCAGGCCGAUGGAGAAAUGACCAAAACAAACGACUGACAGACAGACUGACGGACAGACUGACAGACUGACAGACAGACUGACUUGUCACACAGACAGACAGAAAGACAUGUUACUGAGGAGGAAGUUGUAUGUGGCCGUGCUGUUUGCUGCCAUCCUCUUCCUGAUGAUCGCCAGUCAAACCAUCCACCGGAGUCACUUCCUGUCUGUGGUCAUGCCCACUGGCCAGAACAUGCCCACCAGAGGAGGCAGCUGCGAGCGCAGUGGGGAGACAGGUCAGAACAACCACAGCAGGAGGCCUUCCACUGGUACUUCUCAUGGGUUGAUUUCUGCUGCCGGUUCAUCCUCUGGUCCCCCCAGGGCCCCAACGGCCCCAACCGCUGUCCAAUCUCAGGGUCAGGACCCCAUGGCCGGGGCAGAGCCUGCAGGGGACCCCCAGGCUGGGGAGGAGAGCCUGGGGAAAAGCCAGACUAAACCAAAGGCCUCCGGCAAGUUGUGUGGCUGUACUGAUGGCUGUAUAUCUGAUCUGGGUGGGCCCGGGUCCGACUGGUUCCGACAGCGCUAUGAUCCCCAACAGCAGCCUGUCCUUCACCAGAGCGACCACAAUAUGGAUCCCGAUGCUCUCAGAUGGUGGCUGGGCUUACAGCGCUCCAAUGAUGGACAGACCCUGGAGGAAGUGAUGUCAAAGAUGUUCCAGGUCAUCUCCCCACCCACGCUGCAGCUCAGGCCCCUGCCCUCUCGUUGCCGGAGCUGCGCAGUUGUGGGUAACUCUGGCAACCUGCAAGGCUCCACCCACGGCAAGCUGAUCGACUCACAUACCUCUGUUAUCAGGAUGAACAAGGCAGUGACAGUGGGAUUCGAACAGGAUGUCGGGAACAGGACUACACACCACUUCCUGUAUCCAGAGAGCGCCGUGGAUGUGGGGGGCGGAGUCAGUCUGGUUCUGCUGCCCUUCAAACUCCGAGACCUGGAAUGGCUCACCAGCGCCCUCUCUACUGGACAGAUCACAAUGACCUACAUGCGAGUUAAGGACAGAGUGCAGGCUGACAAAGACAAGGUCCUGGUUGUGAAUCCUGUGUUUUUUAAAUAUGCUCAUGAGCACUGGACAGAGCGUCAUGGGAGGUAUCCCUCCACCGGCAUGCUGGCCCUCAUCUUCGCCCUCCACACCUGUGACCAGGUGUCGGUGUUUGGCUACGGGGCAGAUCAGGAGGGAAACUGGCACCAUUACUGGGAGGAGAACCGCUACGCUGGAGCCUUCAGGAAGACCGGAGUCCACAGUGCUGAAUUCGAAACGCAGGUCAUCCACCGCCUAGCCAAAGACGGCAAGAUCAACCUGCACCUCUGACAGACAGACGGACGGACAGACAGACAGACAGACAGACAGACAGACAGACAGACAGACAGACAGACAGACAGACAGACAGACAGACAGACAGAAAGACAGACAGACAGAUAGACAGAAAGACGGACGGACAGACAGGCAGACAGACUGACAGUAAGGCACAAAAUCAAAUUAAGAGCCUGACAAACAAAGACAGAUGAACUGCCUAUCACAGCGUACUGCAGAAGAUACUGACAGACUGACUUCCUGACCACUAGACUGACUGACAGGACCACUUCCCGUUGUCUACCAGAUAGACAAGGAGAAAUGAAACAGUCCCACGCUGCAGGUGUGGAACCUCAAAGUAAAACCACUCCUUGGCCUCAAUAGUGCCAAUUGGCCGAGCCGUGAAGGGCGCAGUCAUUCGCCCUUGUAAACCGUCAUGGAGGGCGAGUUGCCCAUCUACAACUCUGGAGAGGCAUAAGCCAUACCCAGACCUGGUUAAGUUUGGGUAUGGGUUAGAUGAGGUUAAGGUUAGAGUCAUGAUCUGGGAGGUCAUCCUUUUCAUCACACCAUCUAGUGUUGGCUAUGAAAGUGGAGUUUUCCAUGUGUUCAGGACAACCAUGGUCUCAGUUUUCAACCAGCGCACAUUUUGGUGUAACUUUGGCUCUGACUAGUAACUCUUCACACCUGCAACCAAUCACAAUAUAAUACUGCUGAGGACACAAACAGGUUGUGAUUCUUGUUCCAAGAUGUGGGAUGGUUUCAUGCCUCCUCUUAAACUUCCAGGAUGAGCAGGCAGAGCUACACCUGAAACCACAUCUUGCUCAUCUUAGCUAACAGCCUCCAACUGCAAUCGGAGUAGUUUCUUUACUAUUGACUGAGAGCUGGAGAGGUGGGAGGAGCUCUGCACUGACUGGAUGGAGCCAAAGGUCUGCUGCAGGCUGUACCUGAUCUGUGGUCUUUCUCUGGUACAAGAAACCAGAUCUUUAAUCAAGAAGGGCUGUUUUAAAGCUCACCACUAUGAGAAACCAACUGAAGCACACACUUUGCUGGGAUGAAGCACAUAAACCCUGCUCACAGCUUUUUAUUCCUUUUUAUUUGAUUUUUCUAUUUUAAACAGGAACAAUCUAUGUAAUCGAAGCAAUCUGAGCACCUUUCCUUUUUGCAGGAGGCCUUGCUGUCCGAGGCAGCCAUGUUUUUUCUUUGAGAGAGGAUGCUGUUUUCAUCUUUUAUACCAUUUUUAACCUAAACAUGUAUUCAAGUCUACACAACCGUCCUGAUGUGAAAGAUAUGCCUCCGUCCGACACACAGGGCCACAGCCAUGUUGUUUGACUGUGACUUCCUGUUUUGGAUUUGAAGCCUGUGCCACUUCCUGCCAUUUUCAUAAACACAGCUGCAGGCUAUGGGUGGGAGGAGUCUUGUACCUCGUGAGUCUGUGAUUGAUUCAGGUCUCCGUUCCAUAGAAAGUGAAUGUAUGUGUUGCUGAGGGUGCCUCCGUUUACACUGGGGACUAAUCCACCAUCAAUCCUUCGUCAUGCUGGAGAACAAGAUGUUUCUGAUGCGCCACAAUGUGGGCAAGGACCAGUUGUUUACUGGUUUUAGUCAGAUUUGAAGUGGCUCGUGAUUAUUGGAAUCACCUUCAUCAGUCUGCUGCUGUUGCAUGAUAAAAACAGGGAUCUUGGGCUUCAAACUGUUGCUGUUCCAACAGUUUUCCUGGUCCAUGUGGACGUGGUUCAGCCAUGUCGUGGCCCAUCGUGGCUGUAAACAGAACUGUCUCUGGACGUGACUACUGUGAUCAGUAGAGCUAGAACACCUAGCAGCAGCAUCCACUGAUAAACCAAAACAAGAUGAUAUACUAUAGCUUUAAUCAAUCUUCAUUGUCGUCCUUCAUGUUAAAAGUUCAGACUUGCUCACAAAGUUGUUACAGACAACUUUCUGAGAAGACCUUCAGGUUUUCCACACAGAAACUUAAAAAAAAACGUUUAGGGAGGACCAUAAAACCAUGAAUGAAGAUGAUUAGAAAGGAGAACUUUUUGGAUCUCCCUCACAGUAGUCAGCAUCACGAGGCGUGUCCACGUGUCGAGAUGGUUACUACACAACAUCACCAACCUGCUUUCUGUAAAACACAACAGAAAAGUUGUACACGCUGGAAAACACAAUCCUGUAUGUGGCUCUGGGUUAAUCCAGGUUCCCUCCGUUUCUCCUGUCGCUGUGAACAAGCUAAGCCAAAUUGACUGUGGUUUCCUCCUGUCUGGAUGAACAGGAACCGAGGAUGCUGGUGUCCUGUUUGCAGCAAAGAGGACGGUCUAAACCACAUAGAGCUCAGUUUACCUGUGAUGAUCUGCUGGACACACCUCCAGGAGAAUGGAUGAAUGAGUCAUGACUGAAAAGCUGGAGUCUAUUAACGUGACCGUGCGUCUCUGUGCACUAAUGUUUAAAGUGACUUGAUUGAAACUGUAGUUUCUCUUUUAGGAAAAAAAUAAAGUAUUAUUGGCCAAUCA
Molecule: messenger RNA, 4448 nt
Organism: Lampris incognitus (smalleye Pacific opah)
Lineage: Eukaryota; Metazoa; Chordata; Actinopteri; Lampriformes; Lampridae
Gene: st3gal8
Product: ST3 beta-galactoside alpha-2,3-sialyltransferase 8
Exons: 9
Coding region: 733-1968 (411 amino acids)
Molecular function (GO): beta-galactoside (CMP) alpha-2,3-sialyltransferase activity
Source: RefSeq, a predicted model, not a curated record